AUUACGUCGGGAGGCGUGUGUCACAUUUGCUGCAAGAAGCUAGUUUGUGAUCAGCUAGCCGGAUAAAGGUGUAUAACUAGGGAAGUAGAUGGAACAUAUUUUGCCUUGUAACGACUGAGCUGUUCGUUUUAGUGACAGUUUGUUGUAUUAUCCACAUUUGAGAAUACAGUUUAUAUCAAAUGUAGCGCAGGGUUACACUUCCUAUGUGGCUGAAAACGUUCAGCAGCAGUUAGUAGGCUAACCCUUUCUCUUAACUUGUACUUUAAUGGGAUGCUCGAGUUGAGGUGGUAACCGAUAACUAGCCUGGUUAUUUUUAUUUUUAUUUCGUUAUUGCCGUAUGGGUGGACAUUAGCGCGUAACCCGACUUGGCUCACUGCAGGUUGCACACAAGGUUAACAUUAGCUUUAGCCAGCUAGCUCACUCCCUUCUCGCAGCAGCUUUCUCACUUUCGUAUGCUGACUUGUCAGGACAGGUGUGCUGAGAGUAGGCCAGGUGUGCUGUUGGAGAGAUAGGGUGUGCAACGUAUUAGCAGUGCUCGCGGAAGAGGAGCAAGUCCAACAGUCUACUUCAGUGAUUUGUGUUCCUGUCGUGGAGCCAGAGGUGGCACCAUGCUGCUCUCCUUGGUUGUGCACACAUACUCGCUGCGGUACUGGUUUCCAGCCACGAUUAUGCUGGGAUCAGCCCCAGCUUAUGUGCUAUCAUGGUGUGCCUGCCGCUUUCUUUCUACUAUGUUACCAGCGAGAAUGUAUCACAAGUUAGACGAUCGGUUGUACUGCAUGUACCAGAGUAUGGUCCUGUUCUUCUUUGAAAACUACACCGGAGUAGAGAUUAUUAUAUAUGGAGAUAUACCAAAGAACAAAGAGAAUGUGAUCUACCUGUCCAAUCAUCAAUGCACAGCUGACUGGAUCAUUGCUGACAUGCUCGCCAUCAGGCAGAGUGCUCUCGGCCACGUCCGAUACGUCCUUAAAGAUGGACUCAAGUGGCUUCCGCUUUACGGAUGGUAUUUCUCUCAGCAUGGAGGAGCCUACGUGAAACGAAGUGCAAAGUUCAGUGAAAUAGCGAUGAAGAAGAAGCUCUUCACACAGACUCGAGAUGGAGUCCCAAUGUACCUUGUCAUCUUCCCGGAAGGAACUCGGUAUAAUCCCGAGCUCAAGAACGUUAUCGCUGACAGUCAGGCUUUUGCUACAAAAGAAGGAUUGGCUGUCCUGAAGCACACACUGACACCCAGAAUGAAGGCCUCUCACUUAGCCCUCGAGGCCAUGGCGGGCCACCUGGAUGCUGUGUAUGACAUCACAGUGGCCUACGAGGGAACGCAGGGAGGUUCCAGGCAAAGAAAGCCUGCACCGUCAAUGCCCGAAUUCCUGUGCAAAGAAUGUCCCCGAGUCCACAUACACUUUGACCGCGUGGACAUAAAGGAAAUUCCUCCAGAGCCACUGUUUUUCCGCAGGUGGCUGCAUGAGCGGUUUGAAAUUAAGGACCGGCUGCUGACGGAUUUCUACGAGUCCGAGGAUGAAGACAAACUAUGCAGGUUUCCAGGGGAAGGCAAACAUUCCCCUCUGAACCUUUCUAAAACCCUCCCAUCAGUGAUUAUCUUGGGGGGACUGACACUGCCAUUACUGCUGACGGAGAACGGCAGGAAACUGUACGUGUGGACCUGGGUGUACGGGACGCUGCUGGGCUGGCUGUGGGUGAAUGUGUUUCCUUAACGAACAGGGCAGCGGCCGCCACGAAGAGACGCACAAAGACAUGGAGAGAUGUUGCCAUUUUCCUGUAUCGCAACCACACAAGGUGUGUUCCAGAGGCAGGGCAGUAUCUGAGGAGAGGCUCAGAUUUACUGCUCACGUCUGACUCACUGUUGACCUUGAGCUAAAAGCUGAACGAAGAUACGGAGAAAUGUUAAGCUUUUUUGUGCUACUUGUUCCCUCGCGAUAUUUGGAUUUGCAGCCUGAAAUGUUGAGAAAACACGAGUGGAGUUGUUGAAGGGUAUUCUCAAAAAUACCCCUAGUUAUCUACGAUAAAAUAAAAAUAGCUAUAUACUUAUCUUAAAUUAAUUCCCCCUGUCAUCAAAUUUAGCCAAAUUAUUACUCGUGCAUGCCCACUCUUCCAUCAAACUAUGGCUAAUUUUAAAGCUCUUAUAUGACAUGUGUUUGAGAGCAAAAUGUGCCGAGUGCUCUGAAAGCCAGUGAAUUGAUUCUGUUCAGCUCCUGUGUGUAGCUGACACCGUACACCAGCCGACUCAUGAGAGACCAUCAAUUAUUUAAGUGCACUGACAUUGGUUGUAAAUGUAGUCAUUUAUGCCAAGUCCCAUGUCAGGAGGUUUAUGCAAUUUGCUCAUUUAAAGUGAUGUUUUACAUUGAUGGAAAAAAAUAAGUAGCAUGCAGUCCUCUAUUGAGGCUCAUUAACAUGACACCAGCUGCAUUGUUUACCAUGAAUAUUCAUAUGAGUUUUAUAUAAUUGUAAUGAAUGUAGCCGAAAACUCUUAUGCAUCUAUGAAAGCUUUUUUCUUUUCUUCCCAACAGCCAAGAUUUUGUUUUUACUAAGAUUGAUAUGUAUAUUACACACACACACACUGUACAUGGGUGUCGCCCAACAGUGGCAAAUGCCACAGUGAACUCAUGGAGGAAUGCGUGUUUAAAAAUUAAAUAUCACUUUAACUUUAAAAUGUCAAUCAUUGCCAAACCUGUGUUUACCACGAUGUUCAAGUUGAGCAAUAUUUGUUUAAUGCAAGCCUGGCUGUCAGCAAAGAAACGUUUUGGGCCUAAAUAUAUUAUAAUUGUAUUUGCUUUUAUAGUGAUUUAUUCACAGAUUCAUAACUUUGAUAUGCAUUUUUUUUUCUUUGAAUAUCAUGUUACAGGUCAUACAAAAGUAUCUACCUUGCAAAAUGCUGAAAUGCCAUGUUAACAGUAUUAUCACAGGUUCAUGUUCACUCAAAGCCAUUUUUAUUAUAAAUGUCACUGUCUUGGGAAAUGCACUGUAUGUUCGUUGUUGUCGUUUACUGUUAUGAAACUAUUGCAUUUUUUUCCACAAGUCACUUUACAUGUUUGUCUAGAAUUAGUCUGAGAUGUUUUCCUCAUGUGGAAGGUAACGUAAAUCCAAAACCUUACUUAAAUAAUCCUUCCUUGUUCUUAAAUGUCUUGUCAGACUUUUUAUAGUCGUGUUUAUCCUGACAACCAGACUAACGCAUCAGGAAAUCUCUAGACAGUAUUUAAAUACCAACUGAUUUUGGAAAUGUGUGCCUUCUCUCUGGAGGAGUUGGUCCUCGCCCCUCAGAGGGCCACCGUGGCUCUUUUCCACCAGGCGUCUGCAUGGAGGAGCUGCUGCUGCGUGUGGUCACACCGACUAGAGUUUAUAGUGGCUUAUUUUGCUCAAAGAAUGCAUUUCUUUACUCUUGAGGACUAUUAUUAAACGAUGAAACCUUUAAUGUAUGUAAGUUCUGGACAUGGGGUCAGAGAGAAAUAAAGUGGUUUUCUUUUGGGAGA
This is a messenger RNA of Pseudoliparis swirei, 3479 nucleotides long. RefSeq names its product 1-acylglycerol-3-phosphate O-acyltransferase 5 (lysophosphatidic acid acyltransferase, epsilon) (gene agpat5). The record is from RefSeq and is a predicted model, not a curated record. The transcript is spliced from 8 exons. Gene Ontology annotation, cellular component: mitochondrion; endomembrane system. Lineage: Eukaryota; Metazoa; Chordata; Actinopteri; Perciformes; Liparidae. The coding region runs from base 609 to 1706 and encodes 365 amino acids. Gene Ontology annotation, molecular function: acyltransferase activity.